Syngnathus acus (greater pipefish) is the source of this 558-nucleotide messenger RNA. Its product is annotated as histone H2A-like. Gene Ontology annotation, cellular component: nucleosome. The transcript has a single exon. The coding region runs from base 16 to 399 and encodes 127 amino acids. Gene Ontology annotation, molecular function: protein heterodimerization activity; structural constituent of chromatin; DNA binding. Lineage: Eukaryota; Metazoa; Chordata; Actinopteri; Syngnathiformes; Syngnathidae. The record is from RefSeq and is a predicted model, not a curated record.
ACUUUGAACUCAAUCAUGUCUGGGCGUGGCAAAUCAGGUAAGGCCAGAGCAAAGGCGAAGAGUCGCUCUUCCCGUGCUGGUCUUCAGUUUCCAGUCGGUCGUGUCCACAGACUGCUCCGCAAGGGAAACUAUGCUCAACGUGUGGGUGCCGGCGCCCCAGUCUACCUGGCGGCCGUGCUCGAGUACCUGACCGCCGAGAUCCUGGAGUUGGCUGGAAACGCGGCUCGCGACAACAAGAAGACCAGAAUCAUCCCACGUCACCUGCAGCUGGCCGUCCGCAAUGAUGAAGAGCUCAACAAACUUUUGGGUGGAGUCACCAUCGCUCAGGGCGGCGUGUUGCCCAACAUUCAGGCUGUCUUGCUGCCCAAGAAGAGCGAGAAGGCAGCCAAGACGAAGUAAAACUUCUGACGUUUGACAGACUCCACAAAGGCUCUUUUAAGAGCCACACACUCCUUUCAGAAAGAGCACAUCAUUCCUGAAUUCUUAAGCACAGAUCUAUUCUUGAACAUUAAUGUUCAGAUUUUUACCAUAAUAAGUUCAUCAAGCCGCUUCACAAUU